CGGUGAAUUUUUGUCAUUGGCGACCUUUAUCAGCUGUCUUGAUUGAUGUGAAAUUCACUUCUAACUGUGAUAGAUCCCCGCGACUGUUUAAUCGAAGUCGCCACUGCAAUUUCAAUCCGCAUAGAGAAGAGGAGGGGAAAAUGGCGUCUUGGAUUCAGCGCCACGGUAGCUCGCACCAGACUCAACUAGCUGCUACCGCGGUGAUCUCCGGGGCUGCGGUCGCGGGUGCAAUCUUCGGUUACCAGGCAUUCAAGAGAAAGGAAGCGGUACAGCGACUCAAGGCGUCCAUUCCGGACAUUGACGGUCAACAUCAUGCGGAGAAGCUCACAGAAUACGGCGUCGCGGCCGCAGCACAGCUGAGCAAGGAGGAUGAGCGCAGCGCGGCUCUUGCUCGGAGGGCGCAGGAAGGAGACUACGAUGAUGAGCUCAUCCUCGAACAACUCGCUCGAAACCGUGUCUUCCUAUCCGAUGAGGGCCUCGCGAAGCUCCGGUCGUCAUACAUAAUCGUGGUCGGAUGUGGAGGAGUCGGGUCGCAUGCGGUGGCAUCUCUUGCUCGCUCGGGCGUGUCCAAGAUCCGUCUGAUCGACUUCGAUCAGGUUACACUGUCUUCGUUGAACCGACACGCGCUCGCAACCCUCGCCGACGUCGGAACGCCAAAGGUGCAUUGCAUCCGCAAGAGAUUGGAGCAGAUCACACCGUGGGUCAAGUUCGACUGCCGGAACGAGCUCUUCGGAGGAUCGGUGGCCGAUGAGCUCCUUGCGCCGUGGACGUGGGAUGACAACGACAAAGGGCGCAAACCCGACUAUGUGCUGGACUGCAUCGACAACAUUACGUCCAAGGUGGAACUCCUCCACUACUGCCACUCGCAUUCGAUCCCCGUGAUCUCGGCGAUGGGGGCAGGAUGCAAGUCAGACCCUACGCGCGUUACGGUCGGGGACAUCUCACUCAGCACAGAUGACCCCCUGUCGCGGAGCACUCGUCGGCGCCUGAAGCUGUUGGGAGUGAACACCGGCAUCCCUGUCGUGUUCUCCACCGAGAAGCCCGGGCCUGGUAAGGCGACUCUCCUGCCCUUGGCAGACGCCGAGUUCAGCAAAGGCCAAGUCGGGGAGUUAAGUGUCUUGCCUGACUUCCGGGCGCGAAUCCUCCCUGUGCUGGGCACGAUGCCGGCGGUGUUUGGCUACACCGUGGCGAAUCACGUCAUCUGCGAUAUUGCCGCUUAUCCGAUGGACUACAGCGUAGGCGGAAAGGGCCGCGACAAGUUGUACGAUGGAGUCUUGGCGGCAUUGCAGGGCACGCUAGAGCGCUUGGCCAGAGCGGAGUACGGCCCCAGCCUGGUUGGGCUUCGCCUUCCCAUCAGCAAAGAUGAUGUGGGAUAUCUGGUCGAUGAGAUCUGGCGGGGCAAGAGUGCGGUCAGUGGCCUGCCCAGUCGGGUCAGUCUCGUGCCUUGGGCGCGACCGGAGCGAGGCUUUGGCCCCGAUCCGGAAUGGAUGAAGGAUGGCCAAACAUUCGUUCCGCUGCAGUUGAAGGAUUUGGUUUGCAUGACCAAGGACGAGGCCACCCGCCAUGAAAAGGAAGUGCUUCUGGGCGGCAAGAAGGCGGAGGAGCUUUACGACGCGAAGACGAUUGAACUGGUGCAAAAGCGCCAACAGGAGAUGGAAUUCCACGAGCAAUAUCGGUAACGACCCGGCGAUGCUAACGCGAUGAUGUAUGCCAAUCCAUGUACAAUAUAGAAGGGCUGUCCACUAAACUGGGGAUAAAAAAAAUAGUUGGGUAUAUAUAGAACACGACCCUGACGAGUACGCGCCCACUCGUAAUAG
Messenger RNA from Aspergillus ibericus CBS 121593, 1817 nucleotides. Its product is annotated as tRNA threonylcarbamoyladenosine dehydratase. The record is from RefSeq and is a predicted model, not a curated record. Gene Ontology annotation, cellular component: mitochondrial outer membrane. Gene Ontology annotation, biological process: cyclic threonylcarbamoyladenosine biosynthetic process. NCBI's taxonomy places the organism in Eukaryota, Fungi, Ascomycota, Eurotiomycetes, Eurotiales, Aspergillaceae. The coding region runs from base 141 to 1679 and encodes 512 amino acids. The transcript has 3 exons. Gene Ontology annotation, molecular function: tRNA threonylcarbamoyladenosine dehydratase activity; ubiquitin-like modifier activating enzyme activity.